Cuscuta campestris is the source of this 1235-nucleotide messenger RNA. NCBI's taxonomy places the organism in Eukaryota, Viridiplantae, Streptophyta, Magnoliopsida, Solanales, Convolvulaceae. The record is from the annotation of a GenBank genome assembly.
GUAUACAGUCUCAUGUUCUUCAGCAAGAUGUCAGAGAUUAAUUGUGACCAUAAGAGAAAUUGAGAAGCCAUCGAGGAGGAAGAGGAGGAGACAAUAGAUGUUGAUAAUGAACAACAAGAAGAAGAGAUGCUUCCAGAUUCCCCAAAUUCUUCAGAAGCAUGUAUUCAUGGACAUCCUGUGUAGAAAAGUAGAAUCUGAUUUUGAACUCAAGCAGCUGGUAGAAGAAGAGCUUUUUCAAUCCCUUAAGAAUGCAGUUGAAGAUGGUGAACAGGUCUCAACUUUUGUUUCCGGAGUGAAAAAGCUUUUUGAGAGUGAUGUGUUUAUUCAGGCAUGUGCUGAGGCACAUAUUGAGGAUCCGUACUUGCUCAUUGAGUUAGGGUGUAGACUUGAUGCGGAAAGCAACGAACGCAUGGAAGCUCUUAUGAGGGACACAUUCUUCCAACCCAUUUUGCAAGAGACACUACCCGAUGCCAUUAUUAGAGGGGUCUUGUCUGUUGUUUUUGGAUAUUGGGGUGAUAAAGAAAAAGCAGUUACUGCAGAACAGAAGAAAAUUCCCAAACCUGAUCGUGGACCUCCAGUGGAGAUGGUGUAUGAUAAUAUUCUGAAUAUUGAUGUCUCUUCUGACACUGAGGGUUUGAAAGAAGCAUUGACCAGUAGAUACCAAAACGAUCCUAACCACGAUUACAAUCAUAUAUGCGAAGAGGAUGACAGCAACCUUUGGUCUGACCACCUUGAAUUCCCAACAGGCUUGAUUUCGGGCUUUCCAGAUAGCCCAACAGGGCGUAGACUUGAUGCGGAAUGCAACGAACGAAUGGAAGCUCUCAUGAGGGACACAUUCUUCCAACCCAUUUUGCAAGAGACACAACCCGAUGCCAUUAUUAGGUGUCUGAAGCAGUUACUGCAGAACGGAAGAAAAUUCCCAAACCUGAUCGCGGACCUCCAGUGGAGAUGGUGUAUGAUGAUAUUCCGAAUAUUGAUGUCUCUUCUGACAUUGAGGUAGAAUCCUUUUUUUUGUUUAGUUCAGUGCUUUAAUAUUUUUCCUGUGUUUUAACAAUGUUCAUUCUGGCUCUGAGAAAUUAAGGGCAUGCUUGAUUUUGAGGGGAGGAGGACAAUCCCUCUUCCUUCAUCCCCUCUCUUUCAUCUCUUCGAACGGAAAAGGACUUCAUUAUUGCAAGUCACUAGAUCAAUAUUUAUUAAUACUCAUUAACAUUUAUCAAUGAAAUCUCUAGGGUUUG